This is a messenger RNA of Emiliania huxleyi CCMP1516, 438 nucleotides long. Its product is annotated as glutathione peroxidase. The coding region runs from base 1 to 438 and encodes 145 amino acids. The record is from RefSeq and is a predicted model, not a curated record. Gene Ontology annotation, biological process: response to oxidative stress. Lineage: Eukaryota; Haptophyta; Isochrysidales; Noelaerhabdaceae. Gene Ontology annotation, molecular function: glutathione peroxidase activity. The transcript has 2 exons.
AUGAACGCCCUCGCCGACAAGUACGGAGACAAGCUCGCCAUCCUCGGGUUCCCCUGCAACCAGUUCGGCCACCAGACGAACGAGGACAACUCGGAGUUCCUCAACACCCUCAAGCACGUCCGCCCAGGCAACGGCUUUGAGGCCGCCCCCACCGUCACCCUCUUCGAGAAGACGGACGUCAACGGCGCCGACGCCGCUCCGCUCUUCAAGUGGCUCAAGGCGUCGCAUAUGAUCCCCUGCGACGAGGCGGGCGACACCAAGGGCAACGGCGUCGACGACAACGACGCGCUCGUCCUGCCGCGCGGCAAGUUCGGCGGAUCAACCGUCGUGCUGUGGACGCCGAAGUUCCUGGUCGACGGCGACGGCAAGUGCGUCAAGCGCUACUCCCGCUACUACAAGACGGAGAAGAUCGCGGCCGACAUCGACGCCCUCCUGUAA